GAUUAAAAAAAAUUGAAUAGCAAAAUAAUUCAAUAGAAAUGGAUUACGCUGUUUCCUCUCUACAAUGCUUCUUCUUUAUUUUAUGUCUAUCUCUUUUGGUUUGCUCUAACUCUGAAAUUAGUUCCAAGUCAAACAAGAAACCUAUAUUGAUAAACUUUGGCGACUCUAACUCCAACACUGGAGGAGUUCUUGCUGGCGUAGGACUUCCUAUCGGACUCCCUCAUGGCAUUACCUUCUUCCAUAGAGGCACUGGUCGUCUUGGAGACGGUCGACUCAUCCUUGACUUUUUUUGUGAACAUUUAAAGAUGACAUAUUUGAGUCCAUAUUUGGAUUCAUUGUCACCAAAUUUCAAAAGAGGAGUCAAUUUCGCAGUCUCGGGAGCCACCGCUCUUCCAGUCUUUUCCUUCCCUCUUGCCAUUCAAACCCGCCAAUUCGUCCAUUUCAAAAACCGUUCUCAAGAACUUAUCUCUUCCGGGAGAAGAGAUCUUAUUGAUGAUAAUGGAUUUAAAAACGCAUUGUACAUGAUCGAUAUUGGACAGAAUGAUCUUUUACUUGCUCUAUACGAUUCGAAUUUAACAUAUUCACCCGUUGUCGAAAAAAUUCCUUCCAUGCUUCUCGAGAUAAAGAAAGCCAUACAGACGGUAUAUUUAUACGGAGGGAGAAAGUUUUGGGUACACAACACAGGCCCAUUGGGCUGUGCACCAAAAGAAUUGGCCAUUCACCCACAUAACGAAUCGGAUCUUGACCCGAUUGGUUGUUUCCGGGUUCACAACGAAGUCGCAAAAGCAUUCAACAAAGGACUCUUUAGUCUCUGCAACGAACUGAGAUCGCAGCUCAAAGACGCUACUCUCGUCUACGUUGAUAUUUACUCCAUCAAAUACAAACUCUCCGCCGAUUUCAAACGAUACGGAUUUGUGGAUCCGUUAAUGGCUUGUUGUGGUUAUGGAGGAAGGCCUAACAACUACGAUCGAAAAGCAACGUGUGGUCAACCCGGUUCAACUAUUUGUCGUGAUGUAACCAAAGCAAUUGUAUGGGAUGGGGUUCACUAUACCGAAGCUGCUAACCGGUUUGUCGUUGAUGCGGUUUUGACGAAUCGGUAUUCUUACCCAAAAAUUUCCCUUGACCGGUUUUGGUAGAUCUAAAACAAAUUAAUCUAUUGAACCGGUUUGGUUAAUAAAGUUUGUUUUUCAAU
Molecule: messenger RNA, 1192 nt
Organism: Arabidopsis arenosa
Lineage: Eukaryota; Viridiplantae; Streptophyta; Magnoliopsida; Brassicales; Brassicaceae
Source: the annotation of a GenBank genome assembly